UUCAGUCGAGUGUUAUUGGUUGUCCAGCUUGGUGCUGAUUGAAUACCAAGGAGAGAAAAAGAUAGGUUAGCCAGAGAAAUUCAGAGUCAUCUUUUAUACAGUUCUCGGUUAGCUAAAGAAAAGCGAUAUUUUGUGAGAAUAAAUCGUUAUUGCAACAUGACAUCUCACAAGGAAAACGAGAAUCUUGUUAUAUUAGGAAAUGAAUCGUCUCCUAAUGAUACGAUAGAAUUUAAUUCUACGAUCAAGCAACAUUUUGGACACCUUGGAAAAAUGCAUACCAUCAAAUUAUUGGAUUUAAAAAAAGAAAAUUACAAUGCAUCUGCUUUUAAUGUCGUUAUUGCCAUUUUUAUACAACCAUGCACCAACGAUGAGUUUUUAACGGAUACUCUGAAUUUGAAGCCUAAUGGCUCACUUGUCAUUUACGAACCAUUACCAGUGAAGAAAAAGUCAGAUACACAACUUACCUAUUCUGAAAGAAUAUCUAGAUUGAAGUUACAUGGCUUUAUAGUAAAAAAUAUAGAACGAAAUACAUUGGACCAAGAUUUAGAGAAAAAUCUUUUGUCGACUGUAUAUAGCAAUGCAGAAGAUAUUUGCAAAAUAUUAGCAAGUAAACCAUCAUUCGAGGUGGGUUCUAGUGUUCCUCUAUCAUUUACAAAAACAAAAAAUGUAUGGAAGGUAGAUGAUUUGAUAGAUGAAGAUGAACUUUUAGAUGAGUCAGAUCUUGUGAAACCAGAUGCAUCAGCAUUAAAAGUUUGUGCAACAACAGGCAAACGAAAAGCAUGUAAGGAUUGUACAUGUGGACUUGCAGAAGAAUUAAGUAACAACACCAUACAGAAAGGCACUGUUAAAUCCUCUUGUGGAAAUUGUUAUCUUGGAGAUGCAUUUAGAUGUGCUAGUUGUCCUUAUCUUGGAAUGCCCGCCUUUAAACCAGGAGAAAAAGUAGUUGUACCUGACAGUCAGUUAACUAUUGAUUCCUAAAUUCUACUUUUUCAUGGAUAUAAUGGCAUAUCUUUUCAUUUCAAUCAAGGGAAAUGAUU
This is a messenger RNA of Nylanderia fulva, 1037 nucleotides long. RefSeq names its product cytokine induced apoptosis inhibitor 1 (gene CIAPIN1). Lineage: Eukaryota; Metazoa; Arthropoda; Insecta; Hymenoptera; Formicidae. Gene Ontology annotation, biological process: iron-sulfur cluster assembly. Gene Ontology annotation, molecular function: iron-sulfur cluster binding. Gene Ontology annotation, cellular component: cytoplasm. The record is from RefSeq and is a predicted model, not a curated record.